This is a messenger RNA of Larimichthys crocea (large yellow croaker), 3368 nucleotides long. RefSeq names its product MDM2 binding protein (gene mtbp). NCBI's taxonomy places the organism in Eukaryota, Metazoa, Chordata, Actinopteri, Sciaenidae. The transcript is spliced from 23 exons. Gene Ontology annotation, biological process: protein localization to kinetochore; regulation of protein ubiquitination; traversing start control point of mitotic cell cycle. Gene Ontology annotation, cellular component: kinetochore. Bases 187 to 2835 code for a protein of 882 amino acids. The record is from RefSeq and is a predicted model, not a curated record.
GUCUGGUAGUUCAGUAUCAGGUCGGUAGGCGGCAGUGGCGCUUUGGCUUUGUGUCUGUUCAUCACAGAAGAAGAAGAAGAAGCACCGGGGGGAAAUUUGACAGUGCGCGAAAGUUUGUUGUUCUCCGGUCACCGACAUUUAACACCAACAAAACACUAACCGUGAGUUUACUGACGCUUACACGACAUGGACCGGUACGUGCUGGUUAUAUCGUUUACCGAAACUGAUGACGGCCUGGUGGAAGAUUACAAAUGUCUGGAGUCAGUAAAGCAGAUAUAUCACAGACUUGUGGACAUCUCAACUCAGGAAUCUGUGAGAGGGAUCUCUCUGUUUCCAGCUUGUUCUCUCAGUGGCAGCCCGUCUGUUCAGAGGUGGUACUUUGCUAUUCAGGCAUGCCAGGGAGCAAUGCAGUUUUGUAGCUCAGAUUGGGAAGAGCUGGGGACAGGCCAACAGAAAACUGACAGCGAGGAGGAAAAGUCUUCUGCUGUGGACUCGUGCCUCAGUUUUCUGAGUAGUCAGGAGACAUCGGACCAGCCAACGCUGACAGAGCUGUUAGAGGAGGCUGCAGAAGGACUGCAUCUACUCUCAGAUAAGCUGCCACCUCCAGGUAAAGCUUUGCUGGAUGUACUUGUGUUAGGCUCUGCAGAACAGUCCCCUCCUAUUAAAGACCUGCUGCCUCUGCUGGGAGCUCUCAAACACAUGUCCUGCUGGCAUGCUGCUAAGAUCACCGUACUCACACAGCACACCACUGGGUGGCAGAAAGCAGCAUCCUACCUGAGUGCUGGUCUGGUAGAGCCUGCUGACCUAGACAGGUGUAUCGACUGUAGAGAAGUAUGGAGGGGCGGCCUGGUUAUCAGGGAGAAGAAGUAUGUGUCGGAGCUCCGCUUUGAUGGCUUUUCCCUGCGCUCUCCAGCACAUCGGAUAGUCGGGUCCAGUCUCUUUCAAGCUUCCUACAUAACUACAGACCAUAAACUACAGUCUGAGGUCUUCCACUACUACACACCAGUUUUAGAUCUGGUUCAGCUGGUUAAUCUGUCAGACCUGCCCAGUUUUCUGAUGUCCGGAACAGAGUUUGAAUUAAGCCUGUCUGGGAAGUCAACCAAAGCUAAACUUCUGUUGGACCAGCUGAGGUCACUGCGAGGAAAGGUUGGAGCAUUGUUUAGCCUCUCCUGUAUAAUCACCCCAAUCGCCCAGCCCGCAGCCAGCCAACUCAGCUCCCAGCGCUGGAGAGAGUCUAUAGCCCGGAGACCAAAGUCCUUACUCGUGCCUGAUGUAGAGGUAAAAGGUGAGAGCGCUCACUACUUCCUGUUGGUUCAGGGCUCGGAGGACGUUGGGUAUGGAGCCUGCAGGGUCAGGAUGUUGCACUCGGACAAUCAAAUCAAUGGGGCUGCUGCCAUGGCAACUGUCUCUGGGUUGCUAAGAGAAAAGUCUCCAUCAUCAUCAUCAGAAGGAGCUGUAGGCAACAUCCUCUGCCCUCUGCCCUGUCUCCAAGGAGACAGUCUUCUGAAGAGAGAGAAGAAGGUGACGCAGGUCCAGAAACUAGUACUCAAAGAAUAUCUCAGACAGAAAGGAGAAGCAUCUGCCUCAACCUCAAUACCUGUAAAUGACUUGAAGGUCAUACUGAGUCAAGCCAGAGAGCAAUAUCUGAAGAUGAUCGACUCCACUCUGCCCUCUGCUGCUACCUGUCUGACAGACAGGCAGGAGAGCACCGCGGGCAAAAACUCAGGUUUUCAGACCGUUUCCCACUUGCAAGCUGACUGGCCUGAGAGGAGCGUCCUCCACAACAUAGAGAACCUGCAGAGGAGACGACAGAAGAGGAGAUUUGGUCUGUUAGGUCCGGGCUCCAGUGACAGUCUGCUGGGUCCUAAAGACAGCCAAAAGAGCUCUCCUGCUUUACUGGACGCCAAAGAACUUCUAAAACACUUCACUUCUGAUGGCCUUCCCACUGGGGAACUACAACCGCUGGCUUUCACUAGAGGUAACAAUGUGUUUCAGUUGUCACCAGACCUCUCUCCCAGGAGAGUCAGCCAGAUGCCCUUCAACAAAGCCUCAGCGUCGCAUUACCACGGCAUAGAGUUCUGCCUGGACAACCAGCGGUCCUUGGACCGGGACCAGGCCUUUGUAAAACUCCAGUCCCGUCUGAUUCGGUAUGAGACUCAAACCACCUGCUCCAAGGAGCCCUGCGCCCUCCCCUUUGCUCUCAGCCCCGCCCCUUCACCUGCUGUGAUGUCAGAACCAGGAAGCGUGCCUGACGGAGAGACUCUGCAAAAUGCUGAUGUAACGCGAUUAAAGCGCAGAUCAUGGGACACAGAUGUUAUCGGAGGUUAUCCUCGCAAGAGGUUGGCAAAGUCAGAGAGCAGUGAGUCCCUCUGUUCUCAGAGCAGUGGCAGCAGCGGGACACACCCUGCCAUAAGGUCUCUACGACAACAGCCAAGCAGAUCCCAGUCCACCUCCUCGUCCAAUAGCCCUGCUUUAUCUUCAGCAGCAAGACGGACAUCCUCAGGUUUGGCGUCUCUUGCCUCUGCUGACAAACCUAAACCUCAACAGCAGAAGACAAAUUAUGGAGAAACAGAUGACAAAUCUGCCAAAGAGUCACGCUCCCAGAAGCACAACAGAAUGCUGCUGGAGGUGGUAGCUAAAACACUCAAACAGCACGGGAUAACUGCCGAGCAUGAGUGCUUUGGGGCCUGCAGCAAAAGACUGUUUGAUAUCUCCAAAUUUUAUCUCAAGGAUCUGAAGACAUCUCGAGGUCUCCAUGACGAGAUGAAGAAGGCAGCCAGCAGCAACGUCAAACAGGUCAUUGACUGGGUGCUGGAGAAAACCUCAAAGAAGUAAAGGAGUAAACACUCUUGAAGUAUAAGUGGAAAAAUGUCUCUUUUGCUUUUUGAUUAGUGGGUUCCAUCUUCCAUCUUUUUUUUAAAGGGCUUUUUUGAGUCACGUUUACUUUUUAAGCCAUUCUUAUUAGUUUUAAAUUGUGACAUUAAGCCUGUUUUAAUGAACUUAAUCCUUUAUUUAAUUUUAUUGUUUUUGUCAGUAAGGCGAUCAUAAAACAGCUUUUUUCAGAUGUAUCAUGUUUUUUUGUGUGUGUGUGUCUAUUCUGAUAAAAUCCCACCGCUCCAGAGCCUUGUAGCAGAAGUACACUCUGCUCUGGCUGCAGUCACUGAGAGGCCACAAGGGCUUCAAUGUUGGCUUCACGUUUCAGUUGUCUUUUCUUUGUAGCUGCUUUCAAAUGUCAUUUUAAAUCCUUUCCCAUGUGUUGUUCCCACACAUUUUGUUUCUAAGUAGAAUAAUAAUUUUAUGGCUUUAUGAAUGUACAUAUUUUAUUUUCGUGUGUGUUCACAUUUUAUAUGUUUGUGUGUUGAUCAUUU